Adelges cooleyi (spruce gall adelgid) is the source of this 2842-nucleotide messenger RNA. RefSeq names its product major facilitator superfamily domain-containing protein 6-A-like. The transcript has 11 exons. NCBI's taxonomy places the organism in Eukaryota, Metazoa, Arthropoda, Insecta, Hemiptera, Adelgidae. The record is from RefSeq and is a predicted model, not a curated record. Gene Ontology annotation, cellular component: membrane. Bases 492 to 2369 code for a protein of 625 amino acids.
AAAAUUAUUUUAAUUUACCAGUGAUUGAAUUAUGGUGUUACAGAUAAGUGAAAUUUUCCUCUUUUGUUUUAAAUUAAAAAUUAAUUGAUGUAUGUAAUUGGUUAUAAAUGCAAGUUUUAAUCGUCGUCUGUCAGUAGACAAACGUUUCAGUAAAAACAAUAAAGUUUCUCUCUCUAACUACGUUUCAAGGCAUAAAGUUUAUGAUUCUUUUAUUUUUUUUUAACGACCAAUUAUUAUUAUUUAUUUUAAAUGGAUUAACAAUACUCUAAAUUAACAUUUAAAAAGCCUGAUAGAAAAAGUAUUAGACAAUCAACGUAGAAUCCGACAUCUAGACAAAUGUUGGGAAAUCGUAAUUGCAGUCUUAUAUUUAAAAAAAAAUAAUGCUUUCCAUAAAAUUAUAUUAAUAUAAUAAUUUAUAGCAAAUAGACAAUCAAUAAUAGUUCAAAAAACAAUAACAAUAACAAAUAGCUGUGGAGUAAAAUCAAUUCAAAAUGCCGUUGAUACAGUUAGAUGUAAAAAUGUUACCGAUGAAAGUCCACUAUUUCCUUUAUAUGGGCGGAGUUGCCCCAAUUGUUUCAUUUUUACCUACAAUAGCAAAACAGUUGGGUUAUUCCCCGAUGGUUGUUGGUACUAUUUAUGCAAUUUUGCCGAUCUUAAGUUUAAUCACCAAGCCUGUAGUCGGAGCAAUUGUGGAUCAGUAUCGUGUUAAAAAAACUGUUUUCUUGAUAUUUAUUUUGAUUUCUGGCUUGAUAUCAUUUGCAUUGAUGUUCAUACCGGAAGUACCGUUAGAUACUAAAGCUCAACUGAGUUGUGAAGGUUUGACAUACCUAAAUGUGUAUCAUGAUGGUCAUGUAUCGGAAUGUGACGCUAAACGAGUUAUGGAUAUGACGAGUGAAGGAUUAAUUGGAUGCCAAAUGAAAUGUGAAAAAACUCCUGGAUUUCAAAAUGAACUGUGUAAUACUUGGUCAAUUACAGAGUAUUGUCCUCGCUCUACUUUAUUAAAUGCUAACAAAAACGUUUCAUCAGAACAAUUUAUUAAGACUAGCUCAAAAAGAAGUAACGAGAAAUAUUAUGAUGAUAGAUAUGUUUAUAUGACCGUGGUCAUACAAAUGAAUAUUACUGAACGAGUGAAGGAUAUCUUCUACUUUCGUGUAUCCUCAGCUCGAUUCUUUUCAGAGGCUGCAGAAGUUAUAAAUCAUUCGCCAUCUUGUGGAAAUCACACAACAACACAAUGUGAAGUCCAAUGUUCUAGUGAAACUAUUAUGGAUUUAAUCACUUCACCAAAGUACAAAGGAAGUGUUUUUGACUUGGAUCAGUUCUGGGUUUUUUUUCUAUUUGUCAGUUUGUUUUGGAUAAGCCAGGCAGCAGUUUAUAGUCUCGGAGAUACUAUAUGUUUUGAUUUACUUGGUAACAGUCCUAAUAAAUAUGGCAAACAAAGGUGCUGGGGUGCCAUUGGAUGGGGUUUUUUCACCAUUAUUGCUGGAUGGCUUUUAGAUCUUUUCAGUUCGAGUGAGGUGUUCAAGAAUUAUAUGCCAAUAUACUAUUUAUGUUUAUUAGUGUUGCUUGGUAACUUUUUCACAGCAUCAAAAAUUGAGAUUUUGGAAACAAAAAUAUCUACAAACAUUUUCCGGGAUAUUGGUAGAUUGUUGGCCGAAAUCAAAGUUCUUGGUUUUCUCGCGUGGACCAUAGCGUUUGGAAUUUGUACCUCAAUGAUUUGGCAGUAUCUCUUUUGGUACCUUGAAGACAUAGCAUCGAUGUAUGAAUGCAGCACUCAAGCUUGGAUUAAAACCCUACAAGGAUUAGUUAUGGGCGUUCAGACUUUUGGUGGGGAAGUGCCGUUCUUUUUUUGGUCGGGUUGGAUAAUCAAACGUUUGGGUCAUUUGAAUUGCAUGUCUUUAGUGUUGGGAGUGUUUGCAUUUAGAUUUUUUGCAUAUUCGUUACUGACCAGUCCGAUUUGGGUGCUCGCUAUUGAAUUUACCAACGGAAUCACAUUUGGAUUAGCGUAUGCCGUUCUCAUGUCGUAUGCCAGCGUCAUUGCGUUGCCAGGUACUGAGAGCACUAUGAUUGGUCUUGUCGGUGGUGUUUUUGAAGGAGUAGGCGUGUCGUUGGGCAGUUUAUGCGGAGGUUUUUUGUAUAACACCUAUGGUGGAGCAAUGACCUUUAGACUGUUCGCUUUUGGUGCUGCGUUCAUGUGUAUUGUUCAUUUAUUAUGCCAAAAUUUACUUAAAUCAAAUGGAAAGUUAAGUUUACCAAGUUUUAAUGGGGCAAUAAGAAAAAACCCUUGCGAUAUCAAGGAUUCAGGAUUCAUUAGUGGUUCAACUGAGUAUGCGAGUCCAAACGAAGCUAUUCAUAUGUUGAGUGAAAAUUAGUUGAUACUUACUAAUUUUGUUCCUAAAUUAUUUUACCUAUUAUUAUCUCACUUAAUAUGUGUAUAUUACGGGUAAGAUUUUUAUUUAUAAUUACUUAAUUUACAAUUUUAAUUUAUACCCAGUAUUCAUAAAUUAUUACUGGACAUAUAUAAUAUUAUUACAAUUUAAAUACCUAAAAUAAUAAAAUGCUAAUUGUAUAAACAAUAUUGUUUUUUAUUUUUUUUAUUUUAAUGUGCUUUUAUUUCACAAUAUUAUAGCACGACAAUUACUAAUAACAAUAUUGUUUUUAUAAUUUUUAAUAAUAUCGGUAAAAAAAAAUUAUAACAUUUUUUAUUUCAUAGUAUUAUAUUGCCAUCUCGUCCUUUAUGUCCUCAUGAACUACUUAAAUGCAUAAUACCUUAUAGUUACAUAUAAGUCGAUAGAUUGAAAAUAAGUAAUGAUCAAUCUUUUUUAGUAUAUUUGUGAAACAAUUA